Chaetomium globosum CBS 148.51 is the source of this 816-nucleotide messenger RNA. RefSeq lists its product as uncharacterized. NCBI's taxonomy places the organism in Eukaryota, Fungi, Ascomycota, Sordariomycetes, Sordariales, Chaetomiaceae. The transcript has 2 exons. Gene Ontology annotation, molecular function: glucan endo-1,3-alpha-glucosidase activity. The record is from RefSeq and is a predicted model, not a curated record. Bases 1 to 816 code for a protein of 271 amino acids.
AUGUCAUCUAUCAUCCGCCUCGUUGCGGCAAUAGGCCUUACCAUACUCUUUACCGGUAGGGCCCAUGCUAAGGUCCACGGCGUUUUCGCCCAUUACAUGGUCGGCGGCAUGUCCACCAUCGACCAAGCCCUCACGGACGUCAAGGAAGCACAGUCCCUCGGGCUCGACGCCUUCGCUCUCAACGUCCAACAACCCGACGCCUGGUGGACCCGCGCCUCGCUCGAGUUCCUCUUCGAAGCUGCCUCCCAACAAGACUUCAAACUCUUCUUCUCCAUGGACAUGGCCGUGAUCCCAUCCCCCUCCGACUGCACCUCCCUCCUCACCAAAUACAUCACCCACCCCGCCUACUACCACCACGCCAACCGCCCAUUCCUCAGCACCUUCCGCGGCGGCGCCAACUCCAACGCCAACACCCAAUGGACCUCCGUCUUCCAAUCCCUCCCCGCCACCAAAAACAACCCCUACUUCAUCCCCAACUUCGAAGACCACCCCUCCGUCACCGAGGGCACCUACCCGCCCAGCAUCUUUACCACCUUCCCCGCCACCUCCGGCCUCAUGGGCUGGGAAACGGCCUGGCCGCCCUCCGGCUCCCCCGCUUCCACCCUCAACCUGACCCUCACCACCGACGAAACCAACCUCGCCGUCACCCGCGCCGCAAAAAAGGGCCUACAUGCUCCCGCUGUCCACCUUUCCAAUGCAAGCACCACCCGGAGCACGGCAACUGGUUCUGGGUCGGGGGGCCUGACGCUGCCGCGGCGCUUGGCUGGGGGCGCUGGCGCUGCAGCCGGAGUUUGUCGAGGUGCUGACGUGGAAUGA